This is a messenger RNA of Brassica napus (rape), 2106 nucleotides long. Its product is annotated as probable trehalose-phosphate phosphatase G. Gene Ontology annotation, molecular function: trehalose-phosphatase activity. NCBI's taxonomy places the organism in Eukaryota, Viridiplantae, Streptophyta, Magnoliopsida, Brassicales, Brassicaceae. Bases 814 to 1902 code for a protein of 362 amino acids. The transcript is spliced from 8 exons. The record is from RefSeq and is a predicted model, not a curated record. Gene Ontology annotation, biological process: trehalose biosynthetic process.
CGAAAACUGUUUCCUAUGUGAUGUGAUUAACUGUUUUUUUAUCUACAAACUCUGUUAUUCGUAACCUUACAGUAUGGUUUAUUGCAAAACCUUGUCUUUUGAAGUCGAUGUAAUGGGACUGAAAACAUUGUUCUCUUUUACUAUUAGAAUUGUAUGAACAACCAAAUUAAAGACUAGUUUUGAGCGAUGAAGCUAUAAGGUUUUUGUCGGUAGCGUUAUAAUUAAAAUAAAAAUAUAAAUGGUUGUUAUAUCAGAAAGGCAGUUGAAAACUUCGGUACUUGUCAAAAUCAGUGGCUCCUUUUCUCUUCAUAUCGUUAAACAAAGUAACAAACCAUUAAGACGAUUAGGUAAAAAAGGAACAAGAGGAAAGAUAUCAACAAAAACAUAACUCUCGUGUUGACUUUGUUAUGUUCUGCUUUUUUAUAGUCUUAAAAAGAACUUUAUAAAGGUUCAAUCUUUUUUUUAUUGACCCUUUGUGAGAAAGAGACUUUAAGAUUUUGCAUUGUCCUGUUAUUGUCCCGUUACAUUAAAAAUUCAGAGAUUUGCAGUAUGGUUUACUUGUUUUUUGAUGGUCAUGUUAUACAGGGUUUAUAGUUGAAAGCUCGACCAGCCUAAGAACAUCUUCCGUGGUGAAGAUUUAGAGACGAUGAGUGUUCACUGUUAAUGGACCACCGUUCACCAACAAGCAGUGACAAGAAAACAUUGAAGAAGUGUUUUUUUUUUCAUUGACAAAACAGUUGGAUAAAACACACAAGAACAAGUGCUUUAGAAUAAGAUCUCUUAUUUGAAAACAUUUUGGGUUCUUGGAGUAGGAUGGAUACUGACCCUGAAUCACCAACCAACAAACCAAGACUCGGUUCAUCUUUCCCUUCAGGAAGAUUCAUGAUGAAGACAAGGAAGAAGAUCCCUAAGCUCGACGAUGUCAGAUCCAACGGGUGGUUGGAAGCAAUGAUCUCCUCUUCCCCACCACGUAAAAGGCUAGUCAAGGAUUUCAACGUCGAGGUUGCUCCUGAAGAUGACUUUGCUCAACGGGCUUGGAUGCUCAAGUAUCCAUCAGCUAUUACCUCCUUUGGUCACAUUGCAGCUCAAGCAAAGGACAAGAAGAUAGCUAUGUUCCUUGAUUACGAUGGAACUCUUUCCCCAAUAGUGGAUGACCCUGACCGUGCCAUCAUGUCUGACGCUAUGCGUGCUGCUGUUAAAGACGUCGCCAAGUACUUCCCAACAGCAAUAAUUAGUGGUAGAAGCCGUGACAAGGUUUACGAAUUGGUAGGACUAACCGAACUCUAUUACGCCGGUAGUCAUGGGAUGGACAUAAUGACUCCUGCUAAUGUUAAUGGCUCCCCUGAAGACACCAACUCUGACCAACAGGGUGAAGAGGUAAACCUCUUUCAGCCAGCAAAAGAGUUCAUACCAGUCAUCGAAGAGGUUUAUAGAUCACUCGUGGAGCUAACUAAAGGCAUCAAAGGUGCAAAAGUGGAGAACCACAAGUUCUGCGCCUCAGUGCAUUACCGUAACGUUGACGAGAAUGACUGGCCACUCGUUGCUCAACGUGUUCAUGACCACUUGAAACAAUACCCUCGUCUGCGUCUAACUCACGGCAGAAAGGUUUUAGAGGUUCGUCCUGUGAUCGAAUGGAACAAAGGAAAAGCAGUUGAGUUUCUGCUGGAAUCUCUCGGAUUAAGCAACAACGAUGAUUUUCUCCCAAUCUUCAUAGGAGAUGACAAGACUGAUGAGGAUGCAUUCAAGGUACUAAGGGAGAAGAAGCAAGGAUUUGGUAUCUUGGUAUCCUCUGUACCAAAAGAAAGCAAUGCGUUCUACUCUCUUAGAGACCCCUCAGAGGUGAAGAAGUUUCUCAAGACUUUGGUGAAAUGGAGAAAGAUGGAAGACUCUACAAGUCAUUGAUGAUUGUGUAGGAGUAUAAUCAGAAGAAGCUUCAUUCAACUCUUGCUUUCUAUUUUUUUUUUUUCACAUUUUAGUUUUUCUAUAUCUUUAAUAGUCUCUGCUAUUGUAUCUUUGAAUUGAUCAUUUUUUUCCAUAUUAUCCAUGAAUUAAGCUGUAUUAAAAAUCACACUCGUUUCAUAAUUUAUUUAAACGCUGAGCGAGCAC